Molecule: messenger RNA, 3789 nt
Organism: Lolium perenne
Lineage: Eukaryota; Viridiplantae; Streptophyta; Magnoliopsida; Poales; Poaceae
Biological process (GO): DNA repair; telomere maintenance
Molecular function (GO): DNA helicase activity
Source: RefSeq, a predicted model, not a curated record
AUGUACAUAAAGAUUGAGGGUUGCAGGUUGAACUGGUUUAGGGAGCACCAGACGGAGAUACGUGCUGACUUGUACAAAGGCAUUGUUGAUAGCAUCACUGCAGGAGAAACUCGAGCGAGCGCAGUUGGCAUAAGGACGGUGCUCCCUUCAUCGUUCAAGGGGGGUUAUCGAGACAUGAAGAAGAGACAUAUGGAUGCCAUGGCACUGGUGCAAACGUACGGCAAGCCCGACAUCUUCCUAACAAUGACUUGCAACCCAAGCUGGCCGGAGAUACUUGAUGAUUUGUUGCCUGGCCAGACCCCGCAAGAUCGACCAGAUCUUGUUGCCCGUGUGUUUAGAGCCAAACUCGAGAAGAUGAAGGAGAUGCUCCUCAAAAAUCACAUCCUCGGUGUUGUCAAAGCACAUGUAUAUGUAGUGGAAUUCCAGAAGAGAGGCCUCCCCCAUGCCCAUUUCCUCUUAAUCAUGGAUUCAGCAUAUAAGCUCGUUGUGCCAGAGCAGUACGACAAGGUCAUAUCUGCCGAGCUCCCUGACAAGAAUAAGUACCCGGAGCUCUAUGCCAUGGUUGUAAAGCAUAUGAUGCACGGUCCAUGCGGUGUUCUCAAGCCCAAUAACGUGUGCAUGCAAGAUGGGCAGUGCAAAUGUAGAUACCCGCGAGCAUUCAACGAGAACACCGUACAAGGAAAGGACUCCUACCCUGUUUAUCGUAGACGGAAAGACGGUCGUCACGCUAAGGUCCGUGGUCAGAUUCUGGACAACAGAUGGGUUGUGCCUUACAACCCAUACCUUCUGCGGAUGUUUAACUGCCACAUCAAUGUUGAGGUCUGCUCUAGCAUCAAAGCUGUCAAGUACCUCUAUAAGUACAUAUACAAGGGCCACGAUCGGACUUCGUUCAACAUCGACCAGCCUGACAAUGAUGGUAACAUAGAUGAGAUCAAGAGAUACAUUGAUGCGAGGUGGGUUACUCCACCAGAGGCAAUGUGGAGGAUAUUUGGCUUCAAGCUCUGUGAUAACUCGCCAGCUGUCCUACAACUGCCACUUCAUCUCCCAGAUAUGCACAGAGUCACUUUCAAAGCGGGAGAAGACCUGAAGGAAGUUCUUGCCCGGGAUAAUGUACAGAGUUCAAUGCUGACAGAGUAUUUUGUGGCUAACAAUAAUCAUCCGUGGGCCCGACAUAUUUUGUACAGGGAUUUUCCCGGAAGCUUCACAUGGCACAAAACGAAGUAUUGGAAGCCAAGGCAAGAACGCCAUCAAGUAGGUCGAAUCGUGUCAGCUCAUCCAGCCGAGGGGGAUCGGUACUUUCUAAGGGUGCUGCUAAACCAUGUACCAGGAUCAACAUCCUUCGAUGAUCUGAAAACCGUCGAUGGUGUGUUAUGUGACAGCUUUCGUGAUGCAGCUGAGAGGAGGGGUCUCAUCGAGUCAGACAGCACCCUCGACGAGUGUCUCACCGAGUCAGAACAGUUCGCGAUGCCAGUUUCACUCAGGAGGCUCUUCGCAACAAUCUUGGUAUUCUGCGAGCCUGGUGACGUGCGAGGUUUGUGGGAUAGGCACCUAGAGGCAAUGUCUGAUGACUUCCGGCGACGUCACACGUGCCCAAACGUAGUAGAGCAGAAUGUGUUGCUUCACAUUAGUGGCAUGUUGCAAUCCAUGGGCAAAGACAUAAAGAUGUUCGAUCUUCCUGAUAUAGACGAGAACUAUGACACCACAGGAGGCGAGGCCAGAGAGGUCAUCGAAGAGAGCAAUAUCGAGGUUGACCCCAAUGAUAAAAAUCUAGCGUCCUCGCUAAAUCCAGAACAAAGGCAUGCCUAUGAAAAAAUAGUCUCAGCGGUUCAUAGUGGUGAUGGAGGUGUCUUCUUUGUCGAUGGUCCAGGAGGCACAGGGAAGACCUUUUUGUACAGGGCGCUCCUUGCUACUGUCCGAGAAGAGAAAAAAAUUGCUAUUGCAACGGCAACCUCAGGCGUCGCCGCUUCCAUCAUGCCUGGAGGUCGGACCGCCCACUCCAGAUUCAAGAUCCCACUGAACCUUGAAGAUGGGUCGUCAUGUAACUUCACAAAGCAGAGCGGGACAGCCAAGCUCCUAAGGAUGGCCUCGCUCAUAUUAUGGGACGAGGCCACAAUGACAAAGCGGCAGGCUGUUGAGGCGUUGGACAACAGCAUGCGUGACAUCAUGGGCCGACGGGACCUACCGUUCGGCGGAAAGACUAUUGUUUUCGGUGGGGAUUUUAGGCAAGUGCUUCCAGUCGUCCGAAAGGGGACACGAGCCGAGAUAAUCGACGCAGCCCUACGGAGUUCGUACCUUUGGAAGGGCAUGCAUCAGCUGCCGCUUGUCACUAACAUGAGAGCGCAUAGCGACCCAUGGUUCGCAGAUUACUUGUUGAGGGUAGGGAAUGGCACCGAGGAAGCUGACGAGGAAGGUAACAUCCGGCUCCCUACAGAUAUAUGUAUACCGUCUACAGACAUGGAGAAGGACGACCUACAGAAGCUGAUCGACCAUGUAUUUCCUUCUCUAGGCGAUAACAUGGCCGAUCCGAAUUACAUGACUUCCCGAGCGAUCCUCUCAACAAAAAACGACUAUGUCGAUGGUAUAAACAAGACCAUGAUAGAACGUUUUAAUGGCAUGGAGAAGAUAUACCACAGCUUUGACAGUGCAGAGGAUGAUCCGCACGGCUACUAUGCUCAAGAGUUCUUACACUCGCUAACUCCUAAUGGGCUGCCCCCCCACGAGCUCAAGUUGAAGAUAAAUUGUCCUGUUAUACUCCUCAGGAACAUUGAUCCAGCUAACGGACUAUGUAACGGCACGAGGCUUGUCGUUCGGGGGUUCCAAAAGAACGCUAUCGAUGCGGAAAUCGUGUUAGGACAACAUUCUGGGGAGAGGGUGUUCCUUCCUCGGAUACCUCUCUGCCCGUCUGAUGACGACAUGUUCCCAUUCAGAUUUAAAAGGAAGCAAUUCCCGAUCAGACUGAGCUUUGCCAUGACGAUAAACAAGGCUCAAGGGCAGACAAUCCCUACUGUAGGUGUUUACCUACCAGAACCUGUAUUCUCCCAUGGCCAGCUUUACGUCGCGUUGUCCAGAGCAACCGCAAAGGUAAACAUUAAGAUCCUCGCCAUCAAUAAAAAGCGCAAUGUCAAGGAGAUCCUUCAUGGGCCACUAGGCAAAGGAAAUUCCAAGGGAAGCGACCAGACUGAUAAUCCCAAAAAGCGAAAGAGAUCCGAGGACUUAUUAAGCAUCGCAAUUGUCCCGUUCAGGAGCUUUGUUAUGGCUGAUCCUUUUUCGUUCCCCGAUGGUUCGCUAACAGGUGUGUUCGGAGUACUGAUGUACGUCGGCCCCAUGGAAUCUGAUUAUGUAGCCCCUAGCGGGGUGAGGGAGUUGGCCGUUGUUGACAGCGGGUACAACAUCCAUUUUAUUCGUAUCUUUGGAGAAAAAGCUUACUCUUAUGGCAAUACUUUGCUAUUGGCUGAACAGAAUGGGGCCAUUCUUGUGGCCCACAACCUGAAAAUUGAUCAAGCCUCAAGAUCACUUGAUAGCACGGAUUCGACUACUCUUGAAAUUGAGACAUGCCCAACGCCCUCUCACUUUUAUAAUCUUCUCAGCGGUGUCAGAGCGCACGUACGGGUUGACAUGUCAACAAUGGAGCAUGUCAAAAGACUGGUACUAAUAAGGAGAGACAUGUACGACGGCCACGUUGAUCCCACUGAAGAAUCUCCGUCGAAGAAAAGAAAAUUUAAAGGUGGAUCCAGCCGCACGCAUGACGAGGGCAUAAUGGAAGAAAACAAGUGGGACGAGCUAGAUUAG